Messenger RNA from Hemicordylus capensis (graceful crag lizard), 1291 nucleotides. RefSeq names its product C-factor-like. The record is from RefSeq and is a predicted model, not a curated record. Lineage: Eukaryota; Metazoa; Chordata; Lepidosauria; Squamata; Cordylidae. The transcript is spliced from 6 exons. The coding region runs from base 398 to 1177 and encodes 259 amino acids.
CGCAGCGGGCUGGGCGGGUACGAGGCAGGUGAGAGAGAAGGCUGCCACUGGCAGUGCGGAAGGCCCGCCGCCGGGCGCAGUGAGGUGGCGGCGGCAGGAGCCGCCAAGUCCUCCUUCUGCAGCCUCCUCCCAUUGGGCAGGGCUGGAGGCGGGAGCGGUCAACCAAGCCCCUUGAGCUCGGGCCUUGGGCAGUGGCGUGUCGACUUUGGAUGUGCUGCUGCCAGGUCGAGCUGCAGCAGGAGCCCGCCAAGCCACAUUAUAUAACGUCGGAUGUGCGACAGGAGCCCGCCAAGCCACAUAAUAUAUAAGCGCCCAGGGAGGAGCUGCGCGUGGCAUUGGUCGCUGAGCUGGGGGCUGCACGCAGGAUCUCGCUCGUCAAGCACAGCAAGCCAGAGAGAUGGCAGCAGGGCUGGAUCCACGCAGCGUCCUGGUGACCGGCUCCAACCGGGGCAUCGGCUUCGAGCUUGUCAGGCAGCUGGCUGCGAAAAGCAGCCGGCCAGAAUGGAUCUUUGCCACUUGCCGGGAUCCAGAGGGACCACGUGCCCAGGAGUUGAAAACAUUGGCUGCCAAGCAUCAGGAAGUUGUGGUCGUCUCACUGGACACCACUGAUCCAUCCAGCAUCAAGGCUGCUGUAGCCAGAGUCACUGAGAAGCUGAAAGGAGCCGGGCUGAAUCUGCUGAUAAACAAUGCUGGGAUUGUAAGGAGGAGCUCUCUGGAGUCUGAGACGCCGGAGGACAUGGCUGAGGUGUACCAAACCAAUGUGAUAGGACCCAUGAUCGUGAGCCAGGCGUUCCUGCCCUUGCUGAGGAAGGCAUCUCAGGAAAGCCCCCAGAAAGGGAUGAGCUGCAGCAAAGCCGCCAUUGUCAACAUAUCUAGCGAAUGCGGCUCCAUCACAAAUGUCUUUGCAUGGAAAUUGGGACAAAUCCCCAAUUACCGUUGCAGCAAGGCGGCUCUGAACAUGCUCACCCGCUGCCAGUCCCUGGGAUUUGCAGAAGAUGAGAUCCUGUGCAUUACGUUGCAUCCUGGCUGGGUGCAGACAGACAUGGGGAACACACAGCAACAGGCCCCACUGACUGUGGACGUGAGUGUGCGGGAGACCCUGAGCACCCUUGCCCGUCUCACUGAGAAAGCCAGUGGCACUUUUGUGAACUGGGAGGGGGAAGCUCUCCCCUGGUGAGAUGCCCACCUGCCUUCUUGUCUGCACUACAAGGAGGAACCCUUCCUAGGGGCAAUGAGCCUGCCUGCCUGUGCCUUUGUCCACAAUAAAUGCAUCACAUCCUGUGGAAAAUCA